AUGGAAGAGUUCAUGGAGGACCACCAUUGCGGAGACUCUCUCUUCCCAACCUCCACCCUCAUUCCUGUCACCACCAUUUGCAUCCUACUCUUCGUCAUCGGCAUAACCGGCAACACCAUGACCAUCCUCAUUAUCCAGCGCUUCAAGGACAUGAAGACCACCACCAACCUGUAUCUCUCCAGCAUGGCCAUCUCAGACCUGGUCAUCUUCCUUAGCCUCCCCUUCGACCUCUAUCGCCUCUGGAAGUAUGUACCCUGGGUCUUCGGGGAGCUGGUGUGCCGACUAUCACACUACAUCAACGAAGGAUGCACCAACGCCACCAUCCUCCACAUCACAGUGCUCAGCAUGGAGCGUUACCUGGCCAUCUGCUUCCCUUUCAAAGCCAAGGCUGCCAUCACCAAGCGAAGGGUCAAGUAUGUCAUUCUGGCUCUGUGGGGUUUUGCCCUACUGUCCGCUGCGCCAGUGUUCUUCCUGAUGGGUGUGGAGUACGAGAAUGAGACGAUGCCUGACCCGGACACUUUGCAGUGCAAGCACACACGCUAUGCCAUCGAAUCAGGGCUGCUGCGCACCACCAUCUGGGUGUCGACCGCCUACUUCUUCUGCCCCAUGUUUUGCCUGCUCUUUCUGUAUGGAUCCAUCGGUCGAAAGUUGUGGAAGAGUCGUCAUGAGCUUCAUGGGCCCAAUGCGGCAGCCAGACAGAAGGUUAACAGGCAGACCGUCAAGAUUCUGGCUGUUGUUGUGUCGGUCUUUGCCAUCUGCUGGCUUCCUUACCACAUCGGCCGGUUCCUCUUCACACACGUGGAUGACUACCACUCCGCCCGCCUCAGUCAGAACUUCAACGUGGCCUCCAUGGUGCUCUUCUACCUGAGCGCCUCAAUUAACCCCGUCCUCUACAACCUCAUGUCCAACAAAUACCGCUCCGCCGUCAAGCGCCUCUUCCUCUUGCCCCACAGGCGCCACCACGGGCCCAACCGGAGGCAUAUCUCGACCCGUGAUGACUUCACCGUGUGCACAGAGAUGUUCAAUGGAGUGAAGGAGACCGUGAUGACAGAGGAGGGCUUACGGUAA
Molecule: messenger RNA, 1068 nt
Organism: Onychostoma macrolepis
Lineage: Eukaryota; Metazoa; Chordata; Actinopteri; Cypriniformes; Cyprinidae
Gene: mlnr
Product: motilin receptor
Exons: 2
Coding region: 1-1068 (355 amino acids)
Biological process (GO): G protein-coupled receptor signaling pathway
Cellular component (GO): plasma membrane
Molecular function (GO): G protein-coupled peptide receptor activity
Source: RefSeq, a predicted model, not a curated record